CUCACUUUGUUUUUAACAUCAAUAUAAUUUACUUCUCCAUUUCGUAAUUUGGAAAGUGUUGAUUACUGAUUUUUCUGUUUCUCUCCACUUUUUUAAGAGUUUGGAUGUGGGGGUUACUGGAAAGUCAUCUUCUGAAGAAAAGACGGAAUUUCUACCAAUAUUUCGGUCAGGAAGUUGUGCUGAAAGAGGACCCAAACAGUAUAUGGAAGACGAACACGUAUGCAUUGAUGAUCUUAUUCAGCAUAUAGGUCCCGCCUCAACUAUUCCUUUACCUGGAGCUUUUUAUGGGGUGUUUGAUGGCCAUGGAGGUACAGACGCAGCUUUGUUCAUAAGAAAUAACAUCCUCAAAUUCAUAGUUGAGGACUCCCAUUUUCCAACUUGCGUGGGGCACGCAAUUACAAGUGCGUUUCUGAAAGCAGAUUAUGCAUUUGCAGAUUCAAGUUCUCUUGAUAUCUCCUCUGGGACCACUGCUUUAACUGCUCUUGUAUCCGGAAGGACCAUGAUAGUUGCCAAUGCCGGGGACUGCAGAGCUGUACUGGGGAGGCGAGGUAGAGCAAUUGAGAUGUCAAAAGACCAGAAACCAGAUUGCACUUCGGAAAGGCUAAGGAUUGAGAAACUUGGUGGAGUGGUGUACGAUGGAUACCUGAAUGGGCAGUUAUCUGUUUCCCGUGCCUUGGGAGACUGGCACAUGAAGGGUCCAAAGGGUUCUGCCUGCCCCUUGAGUUCUGAGCCAGAGCUGCAGGAAAUCAUCCUCACUGAGGAUGACGAGUUCUUGAUCAUGGGCUGUGAUGGCCUAUGGGAUGUAAUGAGUAACCAAUGUGCUGUGACCAUGGCAAGGAAAGAACUAAUGAUACAUAAUGAUCCUCAAAGGUGUUCAAGAGAGCUGGUCAGAGAGGCUCUAAAGCGAAACUCGUGUGAUAAUUUGACUGUUAUAGUGAUAUGUUUCUCCCCAGAUCCUCCUCCUAGGAUAGAGACACCUCCUUCUCGGGUCAGGAGGAGUAUAUCAGCAGAAGGCCUCAAUUUACUUAAGGGUGUGUUGGAUUGUUAGUGUUGUUUCCUUAUGGUUGUUUAGGUUUAGAAAGCAUGGACAUUGUUGUGUGUAUAAAAAACUGCUAUUGAUCUUUGUUAUGGAGGUUGCUGGAGGAUCUUGGCUCUCCAGUGCUGCCCCAUACAUUUCGAGCUUAUUUUUAUCUGUUCACCUUCCUAACUCCCGUUAGAUCUGUCUUGUUGUACAUAUGAGAUUAUGAGAUCAGAAGUUUCUUCA
Molecule: messenger RNA, 1264 nt
Organism: Vigna umbellata (rice bean)
Lineage: Eukaryota; Viridiplantae; Streptophyta; Magnoliopsida; Fabales; Fabaceae
Source: RefSeq, a predicted model, not a curated record